CCCUCCCGAAAUCUCGCGAGGGUAGGUGAGCGGCCGUACUUUGCGGGCCACUAGCUCUGCCAGCUGCUGUAAUUGCCGCUGCGGGAGAAUUUGGAGCUGCUGUCGUCGGCGCUCCCGCCCUCCCCCACUGAGAAGGGCCACCGCCUCUUGUCUUGCUCUCGUGGUACACCUAUCGCCGGGAGCGACGGCAGCUACUGGCCCUGGACCCACCGCCGCCUCUUCAGACAGCCGCUCCGCUGUUCAUUCCCGCAGCCCGGCAGCGGAGGGCGGCCCCUUGCCCCUAGCCGGCUCCUCACUCCGGAUCGUCUGCGCCCUCCUCCUGGCCCGGACCCUUCUCCACACGGCCUCGCCGGGGUGGAGGACGAAGACGAGGAGACGAGAGUCACCCUCCCUCCAGGAGGCGCCGGCCCCCUCACCCGCGGGUGUGUCCUAUAAAUGGCGUCGGAAAGCGACACCGAAGAAUUCUUUGAUGCCCCUGAAGAUGUGCACCUAGGGGGCGGCUACCCUGGAGGGUCUCCAGGGAAGGUUGAGAUUUCAACAUUAAAGGAAACAGAGAGUACUGCAUUCAAAGUUGAAAAUGGGUCCCCCGUGCAAGAAUUGAAGCAAGAUGUUUCUAAAAAGAUUAUCGAAAGUAUUAUUGAGGAGAGUCAGAAAGUACUAGAGCUUGAAGAUGACACUUUGGAUUCCAAAGGAAAAGAACUCUCUGAUCAGAGUACUACUAGUCCUGUUGUGGCUGGAACAGAUCUUAGCAAUAUACCUGGACUGUUAGCCAUAGAUCAAGUACUGCAGGAAGAUUCCCAGGAGGCAGAGAGUCAGAGUGCAGGUGAAGAAACUGAAUUAGAAUUAAAAAAGUGUUUUCCUUCUGAUGACACCUGUGAAAAUCCAGUAGAUGAAGCUGCUACAUUAACUGAAAUAUGUCCAGCUGAGCAGCAUGAUGUGCCUGAAACUGAAACAGAAGUAUUGAACACAGAAGCAGUACAAGUUAAACAAAAUGAUGUUCUAGAACCUACGUCUUCGCACUCCUUAUCUGCUAAAGAUUUUGAUGCUGUGGAAGAAGCGGCUCCUGCUAAACCCCCACGACAGCUUACUCCAGAACCUGAUAUAGUAGCUAGUACAAAGAAGCCUGUUCCGGCACGCCCACCCCCUCCAACUAAUUUCCCACCUCCAAGACCCCCACCUCCAUCUCGACCUGCUCCACCACCAAGAAAAAAGAAAAGUGAACUGGAGUUUGAGGCUCUUAAAACAUCUGAUCUAGAUGUUCCCAAAGAAAAUACUCCAUCUGAUACUUUCCUAACUACUAACAUGGCUUCAGAGAGUACAGUCAAGGAUUCUCAGCCUUCUCUUGAUUUAGCAAGUGCUACCAGUGGAGAUAAAAUAGUUACCGCCCAGGAAAAUGGAAAAACACCUGAUGGACAGACAAUAGCAGGUGAAGUAAUGGGCCCUCAGAGACCCAGAUCCAACUCUGGGAGAGAGCUUACUGAUGAGGAAAUUUUGGCCAGUGUAAUGAUUAAGAAUCUGGAUACUGGAGAAGAAAUACCUCUGAGUCUUGCAGAAGAGAAGCUGCCAACAGGUAUCAAUCCUCUCACUCUACACAUCAUGAGAAGGACUAAGGAAUAUGUAAGUACUGAUGCUGCACAGUCUGAUGAUGAAGAGAAGUUACAGUCUCAGCCAACAGAUACUGAUGGUGGAAGAUUAAAACAAAAAACGACUCAGCUAAAGAAGUUCCUGGGAAAAUCAGUAAAGAGAGCAAAACACCUUGCUGAGGAAUAUGGUGAACGUGCUGUAAAUAAAGUUAAAAGUGUUAGAGAUGAAGUGUUUCAUACUGAUCAAGAUGAUCCUUCAUCAAGUGAUGAUGAAGGAAUGCCAUACACAAGACCAGUUAAAUUCAAAGCAGCACAUGGUUUCAAAGGACCUUAUGAUUUUGAUCAGAUCAAAGUGGUACAAGAUCUUAGUGGUGAACAUAUGGGAGCUGUUUGGACCAUGAAAUUUUCUCAUUGUGGCAGAUUACUUGCCUCAGCUGGACAAGACAAUGUAGUAAGAAUAUGGGCUUUAAAGAAUGCUUUUGACUAUUUCAACAAUAUGCGAAUGAAAUACAAUACUGAAGGACGUGUUUCCCCUUCACCUUCUCAGGAAAGUCUAAAUUCAUCAAAAUCUGAUACAGAUACAGGGGUAUGCAGUGGAGCUGACGAAGACCCUGAUGACAAAAAUGCACCAUUUCGACAACGGCCAUUUUGCAAAUAUAAAGGACAUACUGCUGAUCUCCUUGACCUUUCAUGGUCUAAGAAUUAUUUUCUACUUUCCUCUUCGAUGGAUAAAACAGUCAGAUUGUGGCACAUAUCCAGAAGAGAAUGCCUUUGCUGUUUUCAACAUAUAGAUUUUGUUACUGCCAUAGCUUUCCAUCCAAGAGAUGACAGGUAUUUUCUAAGUGGGUCAUUGGAUGGAAAACUGCGUCUUUGGAACAUACCUGACAAAAAGGUGGCUUUGUGGAAUGAAGUAGAUGGUCAAACAAAGUUGAUCACAGCUGCAAAUUUCUGUCAGAAUGGCAAAUAUGCAGUGAUUGGGACCUAUGAUGGCAGAUGCAUAUUCUAUGAUACAGAGCAUUUGAAAUACCACACACAAAUACAUGUCCGAUCUACCAGAGGGCGCAACAAGGUUGGAAGAAAAAUUACUGGCAUUGAGCCUUUACCUGGAGAAAAUAAGAUACUGGUAACUUCAAAUGACUCCAGAAUCAGACUGUAUGAUCUCAGAGACUUGUCACUGUCCAUGAAAUACAAGGGUUAUGUCAAUAGCAGCAGCCAGAUCAAAGCAAGUUUCAGUCAUGAUUUUAGUUACCUCGUUAGCGGCUCAGAAGAUAAGUAUGUUUAUAUCUGGAGUACUUAUCAUGACCUAAGCAAAUUUACUUCAGUCAGGAGAGAUCGUAAUGAUUUUUGGGAAGGUAUUAAAGCACAUAAUGCAGUUGUCACAUCAGCCAUCUUUGCUCCAAACCCAAGUUUGAUGUUAUCCUGGGAUGUACAAGCUGAAAAAUCAGAAGGAAAUGAUAAAGGUGAAGAUGCUGAAGUUUUAGAUACCAUACCCUCUGGUAUUUUGAAGACAGAUAACACAGAAGUUCUUCUUUCUGCUGACUUCACUGGAGCAAUCAAAGUGUUUAUUAACAAAAGGAAAAAUGUACCUUAAUUUGAAAUAGCACUUAAACAUAUCAGUAAGUUUCUAUAUGUAUCAGAACUGAAAAUAAUAUAGUAUUUCAGGCUAACAUCCUUUUUUUAAUUUUUAUCAGAAAGUUAUUCAAAUAUAAUAUAUUUUUUAAGAGGCAGUGUUAAUGAUCUAGUGAACCCUAGACUGAUAGACUAGAAAAGAAUGUGGCUAGAAUAACAUUGCCGUACAUUAGGCUUUAUGUUUUGUUAUGUUUGUGUUUUUGUUAUAUACUUGUGAACAUGCACAGGUUUAUGCAUGAAAAUAUAUUAAUAUAUUAAUCACAUGUGUGUGCCUUUUGGUUACAUGCACUAAAUCUAACAGAGUUAAAUUAUUUCAGUGGCUCUUUUGGCCUCUUUUUGGGGAGGGGGGAGUCUUGUUUUUAGCUUAAACAAUUUCUUUUGCACAAAAUUUCAUUUUUAAGAAAAGUGGUAUCUUUUGACUGAGUUAUUAUUUUGAAAAUGUUAUAUAGGUUUUCAAUAGGUCAACAACCAUGUAUAAAUGGUUUUUAUAAAUUUCUCAAUUUGGGGACAAGAUUUUUUUGUGUGUGGUCUAAAUCAUGGAUUUAAGAUUCUUUUCUUUGUAUGCAUAUAUAUAAUUUUUUGUUUGUUUUUGCCACACUGGAGCACAAUGUUUCUAUGUAAAGAAUUCUUUUCAUUCUUUAUCCAUGAGCACCGGGCUUUGCUCAGUUAAAAAAUAAUUAAGCCACAUUAAGGAGUGAGUCUUCUUUUUUACGAUAAUGUAAAAAUGAACUGUUUACAUUUUUUUAAAGCAUUGUAGUUUUAAAAAUUAAGCUGUUUUGUUUUGUGUUGUUGAAUUUGAAAGCCUUUGUAAAUAUUGAUAUAAUGUACCAAUGAAAUAACAUCUGGGGCAGUGGAACCCUGAUCAUGUUGUUGAUGGUAAGCAUAUGUUUCUGAAAAAUUAAAUAUGUAUUAUUAAAAGUUGGUUGCCAACACUU
Condylura cristata (star-nosed mole) is the source of this 4147-nucleotide messenger RNA. It is a transcript of the gene WDR44, whose product is annotated as WD repeat domain 44. The transcript has 20 exons. Gene Ontology annotation, molecular function: protein binding. The record is from RefSeq and is a predicted model, not a curated record. Lineage: Eukaryota; Metazoa; Chordata; Mammalia; Eulipotyphla; Talpidae. Bases 436 to 3174 code for a protein of 912 amino acids.